This is a messenger RNA of Drosophila elegans, 1331 nucleotides long. RefSeq names its product techylectin-5B. The transcript has 3 exons. NCBI's taxonomy places the organism in Eukaryota, Metazoa, Arthropoda, Insecta, Diptera, Drosophilidae. The record is from RefSeq and is a predicted model, not a curated record. Bases 12 to 1106 code for a protein of 364 amino acids.
UUGGUAUUGAGAUGGUGAAGCUUUCUUUGGUUUUUGUCCUCGCAUGGAUUUCGGUUUUCCUGGGCGGCACUCACACUUUGAGUCGGUUGAAAAAGUCUGAUAUUGGCUUAAAAUCGUUGGAGGAGCUGAUCUUGAUUAGAAAGUCAUUGGAUAAGCAGGAUCUUAGGCUAAGAGGUUUGGAGAUCAAUCUGCAUCGUGUGCUGAGCAGGGUGGUGCAUCUUUUCCAUGCGGAUGUGCCUCCAACGGGCAGAUCCUUCUCUAAAGAAGAUCAUUUGGCUGAAUUGUCGAGGCGACUGGAUCGAAAGAUCAUCGGGAAUAUUGCUCAGGAAAGUGGGUCAGUUAAUGGGUCUGAUUCAAUAGAUGUUCCCAAAGUUAAGGGCAUGCCAAGAGUUGACUUUUACCAGCCUGCCAAAUCGGCUUGCUAUGAACUGGAUGAAAAUGUUCGCGUGGAUGGCGUCUAUAGGUUUCUGGUUCCGGAGCGAAAUGAAGUCCAGCGAGAUUUGUACGAGCGUUACUGCGCCUUCGCCACCGAUGGUCCCGCCUGGACGGUGAUCCAGCACAGAGGUGGCGCCCUCGAUCCCCCCGAGAACUUCAAUCGCAGUUGGGAUGAGUAUCGCGCGGGUUUCGGCAAUCUGUCCCGGAAUUUCUGGUUUGGCAACGAGUUCAUCCACAAGAUUCUCUAUCGCGACGAUCAUGAGCUGAGAGUGGAGUUGCAGGAGGAGCACGAACCGAUGGAUUGGGCGGAGUACCCCAUGUUCCGGCUGGACAGCGAGAGCUACAACUAUCAGCUUUUGGUGAAGGGCGGAUUUCGGGGUUCGCUGCCAGAUGCCCUGGAGCAGCACAAUCAACUGGAUUUCAGCACCUACGAUCGUCGGAGCGAUCAUGGGACCUCCGGGGAUCCCGACUGUGCCGAGAUUUACGGCGGAGGUUGGUGGUUCGGCCGCUGCACACGGUCCAAUCUGAAUGGAGAACAUGGUGUCCACCAGAGAGUGAGUCCAGCAAUCGUUUGGUUGAAUUGGCGAAACGGAACUGCCAAACCGAAAGAAUCGCGCAUGAUGAUACGACCCGUACGACCGAUUCCGGGUGAUGACUUUGACGAGGAAUAGACGGCGGCGAACGGCAAAUUUAAAUGGAAUUUAAAUUUAACAAAUGGUGCUCGAAUUUCUGCAAUUGAACGUUACCGAUAGGUGGCAUUGCAAAUAAACGUUACCGAUAGGUAUCGAAUCCACUAGAACUUUCCAUUACUAACUGGACUUUUCCAUUAAUUCUUAACUAUUUUCUAUAUUCCGACAAUGAAUUUAAUAAAAGAGCUCUAUUACAAAAACUUAAAA